AUGCAGGCCACCAACAACGGUGUCCUGGCCUCUGGGAAUGCAUAUGACCCGUUUGUAUCGACGACGACUCCGCUAGGCACUGCCGGAGCGGUUGUCACACACCCGCUUCAACCGAACCCUUACGCUCACGACCACACCGGUAUCGGUCCCACCUCAUAUUUCACCGCUCAAAGCACCUUUCAGCAACCAGCACAAUAUCAUCUCUAUGCCCCGAUUGGACCUCAUAACCAAAACAUUCUUGGAUAUCAGCGGAAUGUACAUGACUUAUUUAUCCCGAAUGACUUUAGAGAAGAGCUGCAAAAGAAAGCAGCCGCAACACUACAAACCCUUCCUAGUACGUUUAAACUGUUAUAUUUUAUUCAGGGUUUGUUUACUGACUGCUGGUUAGACUCCCAACUACCUACUCAAAUCGACCACUUUCACUCUCUUGUGCCGCUUGACGUAACGCACCAGAAAAAUGCUACUAUCUUCGGCUACCCUAGCUGGGUAUAUAAGGCACAGUCAAGUAAAGAUGGCAACUACUAUGUGCUUCGAAGGCUGGAGGGCUUCCGGUUAACAAACGAAAAGGCAAUCAGAUGCGUGCAGGCAUGGAAACGAGUCAUCUCCGCCAGCGUAGUGACGGUGCACGAUGCCUUUACCAACCGCAGCUUCCAGGACAGCUCCCUGAUCUUCGUGACGGACUACCACCCGCUGUCCAAGACGCUGGCCGAGCAGCACCUGGAAAGCCCCACGCGGUACCAGAACCGGCACGCGAGCACGCAUGUAACAGAGCCUGUGCUCUGGGGGUACGUGACACAGAUCGCAUCGGCCCUGAAAGCCAUCCACAGCGCCGGGCUGGCCGCACGGGUGAUCGACGCGAGCAAGAUACUGCUGACAGGCAAAAACCGCAUCCGACUGAAUGCCUGUGCCAUCCUGGACGUGGUGCAGCACGACACCCAGCGGUCCAUCGCGGACCUACAAAGCAACGACAUGGUCAGCUUCGGCCAGCUAAUACUCACACUUGGAGCGAGCUCGUUAGCGCACAACCCAACCAAGGCGCUAGAACACUUCUCCCGCGCCUACAGCGCACAAUUGUACAACUCGGUGUUGUGGCUGCUAGGCGCCGGCCCAUCCAAGGAACCCCAAGGCCAACUCCAACCCGCCAACCAGAGCCAGAACCACAACGCAAAUGCAAACCAGAAUGCGAACCAGGGCUCCGACCGGACCAUCGACGUGUUCAUCACCGGCAUCUCGACGCAGCUGAUCUCGACCUUUGACUCAUCCCUGCACGUCGACGACGAGCUAACGCACGAUCUUAGCCGGGAACUUGAAAACGCGCGGCUAGUCCGGCUGCUGACCAAGCUCAACUUCAUCACCGAGCGGCCCGAAUACGACCACGACCGGCACUGGUCCGAGAACGGCGAGCGGUACUUCCUGAAGCUGUUUCGGGACUACGUGUUUCACCAGGUGGACAGCCAGAAUGCUCCCGUAGUCGACCUGGGCCAUGUGCUGACGUGUCUGAACAAGCUUGACGCGGGAAGCGAGGAGAAAGUGACGCUGAUCAGCCGGGACGAGCAGAGCUGUUUUGUAGUGAGUUACAAGGAGCUGAAGAAGGGCGUUGAGAUGUCCUUUCAGGCCUUGAUGAAGAGGAGAGAAAGAGAGGAGUGGGUGGAUGGAUGGAUGGCAGUUGGGAUAUGGCAAUUGUUUGUUUUAUAUAUAUCUGACCCGCCCGGAACCGAUCUAGCCUUUGACUCUGCUAGUGCUUAUAUCAAGAAUGAAUCAACUACAUAUCAAUACCAUUGA
Molecule: messenger RNA, 1782 nt
Organism: Trichophyton benhamiae CBS 112371
Lineage: Eukaryota; Fungi; Ascomycota; Eurotiomycetes; Onygenales; Arthrodermataceae
Exons: 4
Coding region: 1-1782 (593 amino acids)
Biological process (GO): nuclear-transcribed mRNA poly(A) tail shortening; mRNA processing
Cellular component (GO): P-body; PAN complex
Molecular function (GO): poly(A) binding
Source: RefSeq, a predicted model, not a curated record